Messenger RNA from Aspergillus alliaceus, 2554 nucleotides. Its product is annotated as glycosyltransferase family 20 protein. The record is from RefSeq and is a predicted model, not a curated record. Lineage: Eukaryota; Fungi; Ascomycota; Eurotiomycetes; Eurotiales; Aspergillaceae. Gene Ontology annotation, molecular function: alpha,alpha-trehalose-phosphate synthase (UDP-forming) activity. Gene Ontology annotation, biological process: cellular response to heat; trehalose biosynthetic process. Gene Ontology annotation, cellular component: cytosol; alpha,alpha-trehalose-phosphate synthase complex (UDP-forming). The transcript has 5 exons. The coding region runs from base 603 to 2132 and encodes 509 amino acids.
GGGGCCCGUGACCUCAUCUUCUUUGCAUAAAACCAAAUUCAACCCUUCACUUCAACCUUUCAUUACUACGUUAUCUUAUUUUUAUUCUAUACCAGACUAAUAUUCCUACUUUUGCCCAAAAAAAGAUAAGAAACUAACCAGCUUGUCUUCUGGAUCUUCUUUUUAGUCGAUGAACUUGUUAGUGAAGUAUUAUCUACUAUUACUCCUAGUACCCGGCUGGAAACUCUGGGUCAGUUGGUCCGCGCGUCUGGUCGCUGAGCUCUGAGGUCACUGAUUUCUCUCCCCCGCCGGACCGCACCUUCUUGUACUUCACUGAAGAUCCUCCCCGCCUUCGCUGUAGCGUUGACAUUUAUUGUCCUAGUCUAGCAGUCUUCUUUGAACUGCCAACCGUUGUUAUCUUUGGGGAGCGCGAAAGUUGUCAAUCGAUAUUUUUAAGCUGGGAUUGCCUUGCUUUAUCUUUAUACAUUGUCAUUUUAUAUCUUGCACCCCUCCCUUGUCUUUUCUAUCGUCAACCCUGAUUCCACUUUGCGAUAGGUUUCUUUGGACUCAACAUUCUUGAUUUUAUUCCCUCCUUCGAUUAACGAAUCUGAUCAUUCCCAACAAUGCCUUCCCUCGAAGACGGUUCGAAAAAUGACUCGAGACUACUGCUCAUUUCAAAUCGAUUACCGAUUACGAUAAAACGAUCCGAGGAUGGGAAAUAUGACUUUUCCAUGUCAUCUGGUGGCUUGGUCAGUGGGCUCAGUGGGCUAUCCAAAUCUACGACUUUCCAAUGGUAUGGCUGGCCCGGCUUGGAAGUUCCCGAAGUGGAGAUACCGGUGGUCAAGCAGCGGCUGAAGGAAGAAUACAACGCGAUUCCAGUAUUCAUCGAUGAUGAGCUUGCAGAUCGACACUAUAAUGGAUUCUCUAAUUCUAUUCUCUGGCCUCUUUUCCAUUACCAUCCGGGUGAAAUUACCUUCGAUGAAUCAGCCUGGGAAGCGUACAAGGAUGCGAACCGACUCUUUGCGAGAGCCGUCGCGAAAGAAGUCCAGGAUGGAGAUUUGGUUUGGGUGCAUGAUUACCAUCUGAUGCUUCUUCCCGAAAUGCUCCGAGAAGAGAUAGGAGAUAAGAAACAGAAUGUUAAGAUCGGAUUCUUUCUCCAUACCCCCUUCCCUAGCAGUGAGAUCUAUAGAAUCCUCCCCGUACGAAACGAGCUCUUACUUGGGGUCCUCCAUUGCGACCUCAUUGGCUUCCAUACCUACGACUAUACAAGACAUUUCCUGAGCGCUUGCUCACGGCUAUUGGGGCUGGCGACGACUCCCAAUGGCAUAGAGUUCCAGGGCAAGAUCAUUGCCUGCGGAGCUUUCCCGAUCGGUAUUGAUCCCGAGAAAUUCCAAGAGGGUCUUAAGAAAGAGAAGGUUCAGAAGCGGAUUGCACAGCUUGAGCAAAAAUUCCAAGGUGUGAAGCUCAUGGUUGGCGUUGACCGCCUUGACUAUAUAAAGGGCGUUCCGCAGAAGCUGCAUGCGCUGGAAGUGUUCCUUAGCGACCAUCCCGAAUGGGUUGGCAAAGUUGUCCUGGUUCAAGUUGCUGUUCCCAGUAGGCAAGAUGUCGAGGAAUAUCAGAAUUUGAGAGCCGUUGUAAACGAGUUGGUCGGCCGCAUCAACGGAAAAUUUGGUACUGUGGAAUUUAUGCCAAUCCACUUCCUGCACAAGUCCGUCAAUUUUGAUGAGCUGCUUGCUCUGUAUGCCGUGUCAGACGCAUGCAUCGUUUCGUCCACUCGCGAUGGCAUGAAUCUAGUCGCGUAUGAAUAUAUAGCCGCGCAGCAAAAGCGGCACGGUGUUCUGGUCCUCUCAGAGUUCGCCGGUGCUGCUCAGAGUCUCAACGGGAGUAUAAUAAUCAAUCCCUGGAACACUGAGGAACUUGCCGGUGCCUACCAGGAAGCUGUGACCAUGAGCGACGAGCAAAAAGCCCUGAAUUUCUCCAAGCUGGACAAAUAUGUCAACAAGUACACAAGUGCCUUUUGGGGCCAGUCUUUCGUGACGGAAUUGACGAGGAUAUCUACCCAAUCGGCGGAGAAAUUUCAGUCUAAACGGGCUUCCCUGGCUGGUGCGUACGAUGAACAAGUGAACGGUGUGGAAUCUGAAGGUUCAUCUUAACCACGCACGCACGGCAAAAGACACCGGCUUCUAUACUGCCUCUGGAGUCUCAGAAGGGAACGCAAAACAAAAGGGUGUGACGGAUGGUCUAGAGCUUUAUAUUGGGUCUAUGAGCACUGGAAGGCGUAAAAUGCUUUUUGAGUUUGAUUGCAUUGGUUUAAUACUCUCGGUCACUAGUAUGGAAUACCUUCAGAGUAAUCUUGUUCUUAGAUUCCUGGGUCCGGGUCAUGGAUGGGUAUAAAAGGUUCGAGGUGUUGCUGGUGUACAUGAAGCGUUCUGUCUAGGCUCUCAACUCCGUGUUAUUUCUAUCACUAUUUGUAUUUAAUAGACCUGAAGAACUCCCACUAAACACUAUUGGCCUGCUAGUUUAAUGCUCGCUGCGGACCGACCACUUAUAUUUGAAUAAAGGACCUGAGAAACUG